Molecule: messenger RNA, 504 nt
Organism: Charadrius vociferus (killdeer)
Lineage: Eukaryota; Metazoa; Chordata; Aves; Charadriiformes; Charadriidae
Gene: TNFRSF17
Product: tumor necrosis factor receptor superfamily, member 17
Exons: 3
Coding region: 1-504 (167 amino acids)
Biological process (GO): tumor necrosis factor-mediated signaling pathway
Molecular function (GO): signaling receptor activity
Source: RefSeq, a predicted model, not a curated record
AUGGCACACUGCCCCAAAAAUGAAUACUUUGAUAAUUUGCUGCUCUCUUGUAAGCCUUGUGAACUUCGAUGUUCUAGUACUCCACCACCUUCAUGUGAAAACUACUGUGAUAAGAGUACUGAUUCAAGUGGAGUUCUUUGGAUUUGUUUGGGCUUAGGAGUAAUUUUAAUGCUCACUUUGUUCACCUUCAUGUUCUUGUUUAAAUGGAAGCACCUAAAGCAACUAAAAGAAAAACUGAAAAACACAGACUCUUCUGUGGAGCUGAAUAAUAUUCUCAAGGCUAAUACUGAAAGCAGUGUGAAUACAGAAGGAAUUAGACACUCACUUCAAAGUGAAACAUUAAUGUAUGCAGUGGAAGAAUGCACUUGCAGUGACUGUGGCUUGGUAAAACCUCAGACUGGCUGUGAAACUUCAUUUCCAUUACCAGCUACAGAAGAAGGGGCUACUGCUCUAGUUACCACAAAAUCUUUUGAUUAUUGCAACUAUAUUCUGGGUGCUGGGUGA